Messenger RNA from Vollenhovia emeryi, 1593 nucleotides. RefSeq lists its product as uncharacterized. The transcript has a single exon. The coding region runs from base 1 to 1593 and encodes 530 amino acids. The record is from RefSeq and is a predicted model, not a curated record. Lineage: Eukaryota; Metazoa; Arthropoda; Insecta; Hymenoptera; Formicidae.
AUGCCUCGAAAGAGAAAAGGCAGUAAUUUGAGUACAGUGAGUCGUGAAGGUAGACGUUCACAACAAAGGAGAAGAAUUGAGAAUUUGGAGGAAAGGUUACAACGACAGGAGGCAGAUGCUCAGAGACAUGCUCAGCAGAGGUUGGAAGAAAAUGAUGAGGAAAGGUGUCGGAGACAGGAAGCUGAUGCUCAGAGACAUGCUCAGCACAGGUUUGAUGAAAAUGAUCAGGAAAGAUGUCGGAGACAGGAGGCUGAUGCUCAGAGACAUGCUCAGCAGAGAUUGGAUGAAAAUGAUGAAGAAAGGUCGCGAAGACAGGAGGCUGAUGCUCAGAGACAUGAUCAGAGAAGACGCCAAGGCAGAGAAUUGAAUUAUCACCUUGCGCUCAUUGAUAAAGGGAAUGAAAUCAAUGUACCUGUUCACAAACUUGGAAAAAUGAAUGUCAAAUGUCAAUUUUGCAAAUCAUUGAAUUUUGCCUGUGAAAAGCCCAAAGAUGGAAAAUUUACAUAUUGCUGUCAAAAGGGAAAGCUUCAAUUAGAGCCUAUAAAUUUGCCUGAUUUUCUUAGGAAAUUAUACAUGGGAAAUGAUAAUUUAUCAAAGAAUUUCCGUGAUAAUAUUAGAUCGUAUAACAGUGCUUUAGCUAUGGCUUCAAUGGGUGCACCUAGCAAUAGGAAUCCAAUUGAUGUUGUGACCCUUGCUCCUUAUUGCUUAAAGAUUCAUGGACAAUAUCAUCAUUUGACAUCUACGGCAAUGCGACCAGGAGCUGGGCAAGCCCCGCGUUAUGCACAGCUUUAUUUUUUGGAUACAGAAGAAGCUGUUCAUUAUAGAAUUAAUAACGAAGCCAAUCAAGGGUGUGAUCAGGCCUUGAUGAAAGCACUGUCAGUUUUUAUGGUAAAAAACAAUAAACUUGCAAAGACAUUUAAGAUGAUGCGUGAGGUUGAAAGAGAUCUAAAUCCGAGAGGAACUGAAGUUCCGAACUUGAUGUUGAGCUUUCGUAAUGAUCCACAACAAGAUCAAAGAAGAUACAAUGCUCCAAGAGCAAAUGAAAUAGCUGUGGUUUUUCAGAAUGUUGAUGGUGAGCCACCAUUCGAGAGAGACAUUCGGAUUUAUAACAAAAAUUCGAACGAUGUGCAACAAAUUUCAAUUCUGGAUCGAAGGUGUGACUCAAUGUGUUACCCUUUGUUAUAUCCAUACGGUAACGAUGGAUGGCAUUCAGAAUUGAAAACUAAUAAUCCUAAAUAUCCAGGAUUUAAGGUAACACAAAUGGAUUAUUAUGCUCACUUACUUGCACCAAGAGCAGAAUUCAGCCAUUUUCAAAGGGCAGGCAAGUUGAGAUGUCAAUUCAUACUUGAUGCCUAUAUGAAAACUGAGGCCAAUAGGAUAAAUUACAUUAAAAUGAAUCAGCCCCAAAUAAGAGCCGAACUUUAUUCAGGGCUAAUGGAUCACCUUCAUAAUAGAGCACAAAAUGAAGGAAUUACAGCUGGUAUACCUGUAAUAUUACCAUCCUCAUUUAUGGGCAGUCCGAGAAUAUGCAAGAAAGAUACCAAGAUGCUAUGUCUUUGGUUAGAAAGUUUGGUAAACCAGACAUUUUUCUAA